Microthlaspi erraticum is the source of this 1065-nucleotide messenger RNA. Lineage: Eukaryota; Viridiplantae; Streptophyta; Magnoliopsida; Brassicales; Brassicaceae. The record is from the annotation of a GenBank genome assembly.
AUGGUGCGCACACCAUGUUGCAAGGCUGAAUUAGGGCUAAAGAAAGGAGCUUGGACUCCAGAGGAAGAUCAAAAGCUGACCUCUUACGUAAACCGUCACGGCGAAGGUGGAUGGCGAACUCUCCCGGAAAGAGCUGGACUCAAGAGAUGCGGCAAAAGCUGCAGACUCAGGUGGGCCAACUAUUUAAGACCUGACAUCAAAAGAGGAGAGUUCACUGAAGACGAAGAACUUUCUAUCAUCUCUCUUCACGCUCUUCACGGCAACAAAUGGUCUGCUAUAGCUCGUGGAUUACCGGGAAGAACAGAUAACGAGAUCAAGAACUACUGGAACACUCAUAUUAGAAAACGUUUGAUCAAGAAAGGUAUCGAUCCGGUUACACACAAGGGAUUGAUCUCCGGCAACGGCAAAUCAGAGAACCUCCCGGAGAUCCUGGAGAAACAAAACGUUACUCAGACAGUAACAAGUGAUGAUGAACUUGACAAAGAGAAGGCAAAGAAGAAUGCGAAGUCAGGAUUAUCAUCGGUUAGGUUCUUGAACAGAGUAGCUAAUAGCUUCGGAAAGAAAAUCAAUCAGAGUGUUUUGUCUGAGAUUAUCGGAAGUAGUGGCCCACAGAUUACUACUAGUAACACUACUACCACUACAAGUGUUUCCAUUGACUCGGAAUCAGAUAAGUCAACGAGCUCUUCCUUCACACCAACCUCGAACCUUCUCAACCAGAAGUACGUUGCAACAACUCCUGUUUCAUCGAUCUUUGACGUUGGCGGUAACGGUAACGUGAAUCCGACGUCGUCUUCGUCCACGUUCUCUGAUUCCUCUGUUAACGAUCCUCUAAUGUACUUUGAUAAUUUCAUUGGUAAUAACAUUGGUGAUGAGGAUACAAUCGGAUUCUCGGGAUAUCUGAAUGAUGAAGAUUUUAUGAUGUUGGAGGAGUCUUGUGUUGAGAACAGUGUGUUCAUGAAAGAACUUACGAGGUUUCUUCAGGAGGAUGAAAACAACGUCGUUGAGGUCACGCCGGUCUAUGAACGUCAAGACACUUUUGAAGAGAUUGAAAACUACUUUGGAUGA